Messenger RNA from Salvelinus fontinalis (brook trout), 1359 nucleotides. RefSeq names its product hyaluronidase PH-20-like. Gene Ontology annotation, biological process: carbohydrate metabolic process; hyaluronan catabolic process. NCBI's taxonomy places the organism in Eukaryota, Metazoa, Chordata, Actinopteri, Salmoniformes, Salmonidae. Gene Ontology annotation, molecular function: hyalurononglucosaminidase activity. Gene Ontology annotation, cellular component: acrosomal vesicle. The record is from RefSeq and is a predicted model, not a curated record. The transcript is spliced from 3 exons. The coding region runs from base 1 to 1359 and encodes 452 amino acids.
AUGGACCAGUUCUCCCGGAUGAAAAGGGGCGCUCCCCAGCUACUCCCCACCCUUGCCCUCUCCCUUCUGGCGUGUCUCAGUUUCGUCUCCCCCCUACCUACAACGGAGCCCCCAUUGUUUGACGGUCAUCCUUUUGUGGGUAUAUGGAAUACCCCGACCCCUGCAUGCAAGAGGCUGCAGAUCCCACUGGACACCUGGUCCUUCAAAGCAGUGACCACGCCUGCUGCUGUUCCUGGUCAGUUCCUCACCCUGUUCUACGUCGACCGCCUGGGCCUGUACCCUCACGUUGACCCCAACAACCAUCGCCAGUUCAAUGGUGGCAUCCCUCAAAAGGGCAACCUGACGGCCCACCUGAUUAAGGCCUACGGUGACAUCAAUCAUUACAUCCCCUCUGACACAACCCCGGGUCUGGCCGUCAUUGACUGGGAAGACUGGCGCCCCCUGUGGGACAGAAACUGGGGGUCCAAGAAUAUUUACCGUCAACUGUCCAUUGCCUACGCUCGAGAGAAGGACCCCUCUUUGUCCCCAUCACAAGCAACCACUGAGGCCAAGAAGCAGUUUCAGACUGCAGCCCGCAACUACAUGGAGGGAACCAUGAUGCUAGGUAUCAGCCAGCGGCCCAGCCAGCAAUGGGGGUUCUAUCUGUUUCCCGAUUGCUACAACUAUGGCUGGGAGAAGCCAGACUACACAGGGCAAUGCUCCGACAAGACCAAGAGCCAGAACGACGAGCUUUUGUGGCUUUGGGAGUCCAGCACGGCUCUAUACCCUUCAGUCUACCUGCCUGCAUCGCUGAACAACAGCGCCAACGUGGCGCUUUUCGUCCGAAACCGCGUUCAGGAGGCAGUGAGGGUGGCAGCUCUGCCCAAACGCCCCUACACUGUGCCCAUCUAUGUGUACUCACGCCCACUCUACCGUGACCAAAAUAAGUUUCUCAGUACGGAGGAUCUGAUCAGAAGUAUUGGAGAAAGUGCAGCAUUGGGGGCCUCUGGGUCAGUGCUCUGGGGGGCCAGUGCCGACUAUACUGACAAGGCUUCAUGUGAAGCAUUAUCCACAUACCUGACAUCCACCCUCAACCCAUACGUCGCUAACGUGACCGCUGCCGUCAAACUCUGUAGUGACGUCCUUUGCCAGGGCAAUGGCCGCUGUGUCAGAAAGGACUACAACUCCAAUGACUACCUGCACCUGAACCCGGACAACUUCCGCCUCCUAAAGUCCCAGCGAAAGUACGUGGCCUUCGGAAUACCCUCCUCUUCUGACCUACUCACCUUAGCAGACAAGUUCACCUGCCAGUGCUACACAGGCAGUAGCUGCUCACCCCAGUUAUCACGUCCCAUGACCCCAAUGGUUAUUCAAGUAUAG